CAUGGUACCUCUCCCUUAUGACGAUUCUUUGAUGGUCAAAGAUGAUCUGCGGUGGGUGUCUUUGUUAUUGUCUUUAAGUACUUGGAUAUCUCAGGGAUAACAAUCGGUAACCAUACUGAUUGGUUUCAUCCAAUUAACAUGUUACCUUCUUUGCUAACACUUAACUUGGCCUCAUGUGAUAUCAAUAUCUCCUCCAUAAAAUUCAUCAAUUUCACUUCUCUUAAUUCACUUGAUCUCUCUUCUAAUGGUAUAAACUCCACCAUUCCUCUCUGGUUAUCAAAACUUCAUGGCCUUAUGCAUCUAAAUCUUAACCAAAACAAGUUACACGGCCGAAUUCCUGACUUUAUUGGAACCUUGAGCUCACUUUCUUCGAUCGACCUUUCAUUAAAUCAAUUGUCUGGUCCAAUACCUCCCUCACUUAGUAGCUUAUCAUCAUCAUUAAGAGUCCUCUAUCUUUCAAGUAAUAAGUUGACUGGGAGUAUACCGGAAAACAUUGGACUACUUACGAGACUACAAGAGCUAUCUUUUUAUCAUAAUCAAUUGAGUGGGAGCAUACCGGAAAGCAUUGGACUACUCAAAAGGCUAGAAGUGCUCGAUCUUGAUAAUAAUCAAUUGAGUGGGAACAUCCCCAUUAGUCUUGCUCAACUUUCAAACCUCCAAGGCAUAUAUCUUGCAAGUAAUCAAUUGAGUGGGAACAUUCCCACUUUUCUUGGUCAGCUUUCAAACCUCGUUGCCGUAUCUGUUGUUAGCAACUCAUUUAAUGGGGUUCUUUCUGAAAUUCACUUCACCAAACUCAACAAAUUAACCCAUUUGUGGUUCUCUAAUAACUCAUUAACGUUGAAUUUCAGCCCUAAUUGGAUUCCUCCAUUCCAAUUGAAGUAUUUCGGUGCAAGCUCUUGCAACAUCGCACCCCAAUUCCCGAGUUUGAUUAAGAAAUCAAUAGAUCUUAAAUCUUUAGAUCUUUUAAAUUCGAGUAUUAGAGAUAACAUACCAGAGUAGUUUGAGAACAUCUCCUCUCGUAUUCAGUACUUGGAUUUGUCCAACAACCACAUCCGUGGAAAUCUGCCAAGAAUAAAGAA
Messenger RNA from Erigeron canadensis, 1079 nucleotides. RefSeq names its product LRR receptor-like serine/threonine-protein kinase GSO1. Lineage: Eukaryota; Viridiplantae; Streptophyta; Magnoliopsida; Asterales; Asteraceae. Bases 139 to 999 code for a protein of 286 amino acids. Gene Ontology annotation, molecular function: protein binding. The record is from RefSeq and is a predicted model, not a curated record. Gene Ontology annotation, biological process: hormone-mediated signaling pathway. The transcript has a single exon. Gene Ontology annotation, cellular component: plasma membrane.